Drosophila sechellia is the source of this 1912-nucleotide messenger RNA. RefSeq lists its product as uncharacterized. Bases 359 to 1690 code for a protein of 443 amino acids. The transcript has 2 exons. The record is from RefSeq and is a predicted model, not a curated record. Lineage: Eukaryota; Metazoa; Arthropoda; Insecta; Diptera; Drosophilidae.
AAGUCCGAAAAACACAAAACAACGCAACAGUUGUGGCCAUUACGGGAUAGAGGUGCAGUUCGAAUCCCACAGAGAACUUCCAGAUCCAGAUGGUCAAAAGGUACAAGAGGUUUCCACUGAGGAGCAGGGAAACUUGGAGGAAAAGCCGGAACAGGAAACUGAAAGAGCGAGUGAUAUAAAAAGAAAUUCCAACGAAGAAUCAGGCAGGAGAAGAAGAAAGUCCAAGUUAAAACUAAAACUAUUCAAUGCCAUUAAUAAUGAUACAAUCUAUGUUGUUCAAGGAAGAAAUUCAAAAGGGUUUACACGUGAAUCGCUUUCCAAUAAACGUUCCGGAAAGGAGAUUUAUAAGAUUAAAGAAAUGAAAUUAAAUCCGUUUAAGGAACAGGAAGAAAUCUCGACACUGAAUCCGCAAAAGUCGGAUUGUUAUAUUCUGGGAAGAUCAAAAAAGAGUUUCAAUCCGAAUCGGACACGCGAAUCACGUAAUGCUUCUAAGAAAAUCUCCACGAUUAGAGAGAAAUCCCUGGUUGAAAGCACAUCUGAUAUAACAAUUGCUAACAACUUACAGACAAAUCUAAAAUCGAUGUCAGUAAAACCCAAGGAGCAGGAAGUUAAUGGCAUCACAGCGCCAGUAAAAGAAGAAAUAGUUUCCAAGCCAAGAAAAAUGUAUCCGUUGAAUAGUAUCUUAAAUGUUGGAAAUAUAUCCAAAACUAUCAGCAAUCCGGACGACCAGAACGAAAAAAUGGUACAAAUUUCCAGUCAGAAAAAAAAAACGAAGUAUUCUUUUGAAGAGAACACUGCUCAUACAACUCAAUCUACUACUGAUAAGUUAAAAAGCAAAACUAAAACGACUUCUAAUGUGUCUCAAAUAAAAGAUAAAUCAAGAUUUUUUCGGCAUAAAUUACAACCGCCAACGCCAACAAAUUCUUUUGAAACCGGAAUUCAAGUCUUACCAGUUUAUCCUUACGAGGAGCACGAUAAUGAGGACGAGACCUCCUACAGGAGCGACAGUUUCUACUUAUCGGAUCGAAGGACCGUGGAACGCAAAAGCAUCCUGGACAGGUUAAACUUGAAGAUUCGAAAAACCAAUCUUGAUAUGACGCCGGAAAUGUACCAGGAGAGAUUGAUCAAAGUAAAGCAAUUUCUUAGCCGACACAGCAUGAUCGAGAAUACAGAUACGUCCUCAAUCGACAUCGAAGGAAUCCCCGAUAGCGAUUUGCUCGUGUAUCCGUAUGUGGAAAUAUAUGAAAACAGGACGACCGUCACAAAGGUAAAGCAGCCAAAUGUAUCUGAUGCAAUUGAGGAAAAUUCGCAGCCCAUUCCAAAACCUCCAGAUGAUACUCGUAAGAUAGAAAAUGAACAGCCUGUUUGCAAAAACACCGCAUGCAUUAUAUGCCGAACUAUUAGAGGUAAUCACGGGACAAAGGAAGCACCUUUCAUGGAGCAGAUGAGAAAGGAGAAUAGACGUCGGGAACUAUUGGCAUACAGAGCAAAAAUUGAAGAGCCCCGUAUUAAAUCUUUUAACAUCCUGCCCAAGGAUCCUAAGAAUCAAACUAAAGCCAUUAACCUGCACGAUCUCAGAAAAAAAGAACUCUACACUCUGAAGAGUAGGAGCAAUAUUUUCGGCACUGCGAGUAGUAUGUCUAGAUUCCCUAAGAAAAGAAAUCUAUGUACUUUUCCUAGCGAAUCUUAGUCUAUUACUCAUCUCCGAAAUUGUAUAUCUAUUUAUUUUCCCAGUAAUUCUAAUAUUUGUUUCCAAAAAAACAAUGAGUCAUUUGAUGCAUAUCUCUAUAAUUCAUGCGAAUUUGUCAAGAAAGUGCAAUCGUUGUUGACAGAUCCGCAUGCUUAUAAAGCCUAUAAAAAUAAAUGUAUCUUAUGACAAAGUCAACUUGCGUGGUAUUACUAUAGCUAACAU